Messenger RNA from Eriocheir sinensis (Chinese mitten crab), 1544 nucleotides. Its product is annotated as O-glucosyltransferase rumi homolog. The record is from RefSeq and is a predicted model, not a curated record. Gene Ontology annotation, biological process: protein O-linked glycosylation; positive regulation of Notch signaling pathway. Gene Ontology annotation, molecular function: UDP-glucosyltransferase activity; UDP-xylosyltransferase activity. Gene Ontology annotation, cellular component: endomembrane system. Bases 93 to 1313 code for a protein of 406 amino acids. The transcript has 9 exons. Lineage: Eukaryota; Metazoa; Arthropoda; Malacostraca; Decapoda; Varunidae.
ACAAGCCUGGCAGGCAGCGGCGGCUGUGAACGCAACAGGUCGUGGCUGACCUUGCCCUCCCUGGCUGGCGGUGGACGAGAGCCCUCACUAACAUGCUGGCAAGGUCGGCAGUAUUACUCCUGCUCAUCAGUUAUAGUGGGCAUGUUGAUACAGAGGAAACUUGUGCCGCCUCUCAGAGAGAAAAGUGCAGUGAUGAGCGGGACGAGAGGCUGGACAGGUACAGCAGAGAGGCCAAUGAAAAAUGGGUUUCAUACAUAACAAAUAUAGAUGAAGCAGUGUCAAGAUAUAAACCUUGUUCUACAAAGAAAUGUUCGUGUCACUAUCAUUUAAUAAAGAGAGAUUUGUCUGCAUUUGAAGAUGGUAUCCAAAAAGAGGCAGUUCAGUCUGCCAGAGAAAGGGGAACAUUUUACCAGAUCAUUGAUCAUGAAUUGUACAGGGAGCGAGAUUGCAUGUUCCCAAGCCGGUGCAGUGGUAUUGAACACUUCAUUCUAAAGAUCAUUGACAAGUUGCCUGAUUUGGAGAUGGUCAUCAACACAAGAGACUGGCCACAGAUUCAUCGUUCAUAUGGGAUGAAAAUGCCAGUGUUCUCCUUCAGCAAGACUGAUGACUACUCUGAUAUCACCUACCCUGCUUGGACAUUUUGGGAGGGUGGCCCAGCCAUUUCUCUCUACCCAACAGGACUGGGCCGGUGGGACCUCCAUCGCACAUCCCUUGCAGCUGCUUCUGAAAAAUGGCCAUGGGAAAAGAAGAAGUCCCACGCUUUCUUCAGAGGGUCACGUACCAGCUCAGAGAGGGAUGCACUCGUUUAUCUCUCCAGGGAGUCUCCCCACCUUGUUGAUGCCCAGUACACUAAAAACCAAGCUUGGAAGUCUGAUGCGGAUACUUUGUAUGCCCCACCUGCAAGUGAGGUACCAUUAGAAGACCAUUGCCAGUACAAGUACCUCUUCAACUACCGGGGAGUGGCAGCCAGCUUCAGGUUCAAACACUUGUUUCUCUGUGGUUCCCUGGUGUUUCAUUCCGAUGACAAGUGGACUGAAUUUUUUUACCUCAAGUUGAAACCUUGGGUUCACUAUAUACCCAUCAGAAUUGGUGCCUCCAAAAAUGAAAUAAGAGAACUUCUGGAGUUUGCCCAAGAAAAUGAUCCAAUUGUUUCUCAGAUUGCUGAGAGAGGAAAAAAUUUCAUUAGAGACCACCUGAGGAUGAAGGAUGUUCUUUGCUACUGGAAGAAAUUGCUUGUAUCAUAUGCCAGCUUGUUAAGUUACCAGCCUCACAGAGAGAGUGGAUUAAUACAAAUUCCGAAGAAGUUAGGUUAAGUCCUUUUUGAUGUUGAAGGACCACUCCCACUUGAGGUGUUCAUUGUUGUCAUCAUCUGUGAAGAGAGACUUCACAGUGUAAUGGCCACGGGCAAUGAGACCUGAAGGUGCAUCCUCCAUUGGGGUGGUGUAGGACUGAACCUCUUCCUUAGGGGCAUAGGAACCCACCAUGUGAGUCAUCUUGUCCACUGUAAAAGUUUAUAUAUAUAUUAAAUAAAUUGUUUUAAUAUA